GUAGUAACAGAAAAAGGAGAAGUUAACCUGGUCCGUCGUCUCUAUUUGUCUUAAUAAUUUAUAAAAUCCGAGUUUCUUUUAGAAAUAUGUUUUUAUUUUUAAUAUACUCUCGGUUAUGAUUUAAAUAAAAAACAGACAUGUUGGUUUAUUCGCCGUCCGGCCGCGAAAAUGUUCUGCUUUUGAAACUGACCCAAGGAUAAGAAUGCCUUUGUUGCUAUGCUAACUAGCUUAGCUUAGCCUAGCUUCAGGAUGGACAGCUGAGAGCUAACAGGAGGAGAAGGAGCUACAUGUCCUGUGAAUGAAUCUUCGAAGCACCGUCUCCUGGGCGUCGAGGGAGUUUUGUUGGCGCCUUUUGCUACCUCCUAAACCGAAAAGACAAUGAAGAACUGCGAGUACCAGCAGAUAGACCCCCGGGCUCUGUCAGUUUCCCCGCAGUCGGCUCAGAACCACGCCGAUAAGAAGCUGCAGCGUCCGCGGAGAAAAUGGCAGGUGUUCCCGGGAAAGAACAGGUUUUUCUGCGACGGUCGCCUCAUCCUGGCCAGACAGAACGGCAUCCUUCCUCUAACGCUGGGCCUUAUUAUUGUCACCAGUGGCCUUUUCUUUGCUUUCGAUUGCCCCUUCCUGGUGACGCAUCUGACCGUCUUUAUACCUGUGAUAGGAGGGGUGCUAUUCAUGUUUGUGGUCGCCUCCCUGCUGAGAACCAGCUUCACAGAUCCAGGCAUUUUACCCAGGGCCACUGCAGAUGAAGCUGCAGACAUAGAAAGGCAGAUAGAUACCUCAGGAUCCUCAACAUAUCGCCCCCCUCCUCGAACCAAGGAGAUCCUCAUCAACCAGCAGGUGGUGAAGCUAAAGUACUGCUUCACCUGUAAGAUGUUCCGGCCUCCCCGGACCUCCCACUGCAGUCUCUGUGACAACUGUGUUGAGCGAUUUGAUCACCACUGCCCGUGGGUGGGGAACUGUGUCGGCAAACGCAACUACCGCUACUUCUACAGCUUCAUCAUCUCUCUGUCUUUCCUGACGUCUUUUAUAUUUGGCUGCGUCAUCACACACAUCACUCUUCGUUCUCAGGCAGGGAAAAAUAUUGUGCAAGCCAUUCAGGAGAGUCCAGCAAGUGUGGUGGAAUUGGUGAUUUGUUUUUUCUCCAUCUGGUCUAUUUUGGGCCUCUCAGGCUUCCACACCUACUUAGUAGCCUCCAAUCUCACCACAAAUGAAGAUAUCAAAGGGUCCUGGUCUAGUAAACGAGGUGCAGAGGAGUCUGGAAACCCCUACAGUUAUAACAACAUUAUAACCAACUGCUGUGUUACAUUAUGUGGCCCUAUGCCUCCAAGCCUGAUUGAUCGAAGAGGGUUCCUUCCUCCUGAUGAGGUGAUCUCUGUCGCUGCAGCCUCAGAGGUUGAACUGCCUCCCUUCAUACCCAAGAGCGAAGCGAACAUGUGCACUCAGAGCACAAAGGAUGCAUUGGAGAGGAUGCUGCACUCCACCGACCUUCAUGGUCUGUGUCCUUCAGGGACCCCAAAGACCACCCCUAUGGUUCUAGAGGUCCUCAGCGCUCCAGAGACCAAAGAACUCUCCCUCUCCUCUGGCUGCUCCCAUCAGCUCGCGCGCCAGGCUGUGGUUGACCCCUGCCCUCCAUUCAGCAAAAACAACAGGAGAGACUCUCUGCACUCCAUCAAUCCGGCUUUCCGCCUGGCUUCUCCCUCCCCGACGCUUAGCCGCAGCGUGCUGGUCCUGGGUGAAGGACCCGACAUCGUUUUUUCUCCCCAGCAGCAUUGAGAGCGCUCGGUCACCAUCAGAACGGACAGGGAGACAUGGUGGAACACGUCUGGUGUUUAUUAUCAGGCUCUGGAUUCGGACAUUUUUUCAGAGCAGUGAUUGUGAUGCAUGUUGGAAAUUGGUGUCUCAAGACGUCCUUGUGAGGAGAUCCGAUUAAUAUCUGUCACUAGUGUCCAGUUGUACAAAUCCUUCAAACUGGAGGGGAAUCUUAGUAACAUUUGAGAGCACAAUACAGAAUUAUUUUUUCACAUCUUUUUUAGGACGCUCGUAAUGUCCCACCUCUUCUGCAGAACCGCAGAGUUUAAGUUCCUGCUAAUAUCAUAUGCAAACAAAGGGUGACAUGUGGGCAGACGUUUGAUUGUGGUUGUUAAAGUAAGCUGCCCAAAACAAAAAAGUUGGACUUUGUUAAAUUUUCUGGAUAGUGAGCCAUUUUAACACCAAUAGCCUCUUGCAUUAUCCUAAAGUUUUCUGUAAUCUACAUUGUCCUGUCUAUGUUGGAUGAUGUGGUCGUAGAAGGGCAAGUGUUUUGCACAGGGCAAAGUCACUCUGUUUUUAGUUUUUGUGUUAACAUGUUAAAGGUGCUGCUGCAACUGCUUUUUAAAAAUCCUUUUAUAAGAAAACAAGAGACCGAGUUUCUUCUGAGAGAUUCUGCAAACGGUUUGAAAGAUUCAAAGUUAUUUUUCUCAGAUAAAAAAAAGAUUUGUGUCCUGCAAAACCUUUAUGAGAUUCUUAGUUACUUUGGAUAAACAUUGUAGCAGUUUUGCAACAUCCCUUGGAGCUUAUUUGAGAUCCCAAAGAUCCUGAGUUACUUUUUUUCCCCCAUCACUUUGGCUCACAAUCCUGUAGAUAUGCAGGAUCCUAUUAUGCUUUCAGCAGACCCAGAAUCACAUUUGCAGGAUCCCUCAAAAGCUUCAUAAGACCUUUAUUGACUUUACAAAACCCUGCAAAAGUUUUCUACAAGAUUUAAAGAUGAUUUCAUGGUAUUUUUUAAAAGUUGUUGGGGAACAUGAGUUACUUUUAUCAGAUCCUAGCUGUUAUUGUGAGACGCUGCAAAAGCCUUAAAAUAUUCACAUUUAUUCCUGUCAUGUUUCAUAAAAGUUUUUUUUACCGUAGCCUCGAGCUGCAGGUCAUAAGUGGCUUCUUUACUAGAAAAACAUGAUCACCAUCUGAAGUGUUGCUAUUAUUGUAUAAAAAUGUUUCUUUUUUGAAAGAUGCAUAACUCAAUCUUCAAAUGAAGGGAUCAUGUGUGUAGAUGAAAAUAACAGAUGCCACCUUUGCUGGGCUUUACAAAAUAGGAGUUUAAUUAAAAUGGGGGGAAAGUUGCACAUAAUUAUAAAAUUGUGAACCCUUCCCCAUAGUAUUUACUCUUAAAAACAUAGAUUUUGAUUUUUUUAUUCAUGCUUUUCAUUUCAUGCUUUGCUUCUGUUUUUGCAUAUUAAAAUGUUUGCAGGAUCUUGCAAAAGAUAACUCGGGUUGUUGUAAAACUUUACUUUUCUUUUUUCACUGCUCCUGGGCACAGAAGUGGAAAAUACUACUUAAACCAUACAGUUUGUUCAGAUUUUUUUUUCCAUGUGAAAAAAAAAAUGAAAACGUGCAACUUUUUUUUGUUUCCUUUUGUUUUAGUCCAUUCAUCAGAGCAAAGGUUCUUAAGUAGGUUUUGCAACUUUUUUGGGGACUUAUUUAGCAGUAUUAAAUGCUGGAGCUGCACAUGUUUAAUGUAUUCUGCAGGGAUGAUUCAUAGAUUGGUCUUAGCAUGUUUUUUUUUUUUUAUCAGUUUGGCUGCAGCACAGAGUCAACUUAAAAUAUUAGUUGUCUCAAACAUCUGAACUUUACAAAAUAAUUUGAGCAGCAUGGGUUAAAAAACCACCACCAGAGGGCAGGAUGUGAACAACACAUUCUGUUAAGUCUGAAGUUGGUAACAUGAUCAUCAUUACAAAAUAUGCCUUUUUUAGUCCUAUUUAUUUAUAUAUAUUUUGUAUUUGAGCUUUGAUCGUGUUCAUAUCUUGUGAGUUUGUGAAGAUUCACUUUAGCGUAGUCGGGUUGAAAGCCUGCAGCAAGGCCUGUAGGUUCAGUAGACAGUUACAAGCAGUGCUUGUAUGAACAGACUUGUUUGUAUGUUGCAGUGUAGCAGUAAAACUGUAUCAUGUGACCAAUAAAAAUCCA
Messenger RNA from Cyprinodon variegatus (sheepshead minnow), 3936 nucleotides. It is a transcript of the gene zdhhc18a, whose product is annotated as zinc finger, DHHC-type containing 18. Gene Ontology annotation, molecular function: protein-cysteine S-palmitoyltransferase activity. NCBI's taxonomy places the organism in Eukaryota, Metazoa, Chordata, Actinopteri, Cyprinodontiformes, Cyprinodontidae. The record is from RefSeq and is a predicted model, not a curated record. Gene Ontology annotation, biological process: protein targeting to membrane; peptidyl-L-cysteine S-palmitoylation. The transcript has 9 exons. Gene Ontology annotation, cellular component: endoplasmic reticulum; Golgi apparatus. Bases 379 to 1773 code for a protein of 464 amino acids.